Molecule: messenger RNA, 504 nt
Organism: Fusarium musae
Lineage: Eukaryota; Fungi; Ascomycota; Sordariomycetes; Hypocreales; Nectriaceae
Exons: 3
Coding region: 1-504 (167 amino acids)
Biological process (GO): positive regulation of transcription by RNA polymerase II
Cellular component (GO): mediator complex; chromatin
Molecular function (GO): transcription coregulator activity
Source: RefSeq, a predicted model, not a curated record
AUGGCGCCUGUCGAUCGCGUAGACCACAAUGCCCUUGAGCAACAGCUCAAGGACAUCAUCCAAGAUCUCUACCAAAUAAUGGUACAAGUCUCAACCUACGACUCCGUCGGCCGAUCCAGCAGGGAGGUUCUCAUCAACGAAAUCAAAACCCUCUCCGACUCCCUUCGCACCGUUCAUUCCUCCGCCUCUCCCCCAAACAAUUUACCUUCAGUGCCCCCAGAACUUGUCGAGUAUGUCGAGCACGGCCGUAAUCCAGAUAUCUACACCCGAGAAUUCGUCGAGCUGGUGCGCCGAGGUAAUCAGCUUAUGCGCGGCAAGCUCAACGCCUUUGGAACCUUUCGCGACAUCUUGGCGGAGAACAUCACCUCGGCUAUGCCUGAGUUGCGUGACGAUGUGGCCCAGGUCGUCGAGGCCACUGGGGGCGUGCCGCCUGGGAGGAGAAACGGUGAGCAGCCGCAACAAAACGGCAAUGCUACCAACCAUGCAUCAUCGUCUGCUGCUUGA